Molecule: messenger RNA, 644 nt
Organism: Racocetra persica
Lineage: Eukaryota; Fungi; Glomeromycota; Glomeromycetes; Diversisporales; Gigasporaceae
Source: the annotation of a GenBank genome assembly
AUGGUGCCUCUUCACAUAUUACUGGUGCUGUUACUCUAACUAAUGUAGAAGUACUUAAGUUACCUCCAUAUAUAACAUCAAAAAUACAGUCCAUGGACGCUAGUAUUAUUGUAUCAUUUAAGACUCAUUAUCGUCACAUGCAACUUCAAUAUACACUGGAUCUUAAUGAAGCUAGGAAAUGCAACAUAUAUAAAGUUGAUCAAUUGCAGACUAUGAGAUGGGUAAAGAAUGGUGUACUAGUUGUCCCACCUUCUCCACUCCCUCUCAUCGAAGAUGUAAAAGAAAGUUUAUUUGUCGAUCCAGAUGAUGAAUUAGCCACCAUAGAGCUCCAGCAAACGAUAGAUACAUUGUGCAUUCGUAAUCCAAUACCAAUUAAAGAUUUGUUAGACCUUGAGAAGGAAAAAACAGAAAUACACCAACAAUUUAAUGAUGAUGACUUUGUACAAGCUGCUACAGAAAUAGACUACGUAGAGAAUGAAGUCAUUAUACAACCCUUAACCAGACAAGAACAGUUGGAAAUUCUGCGCAAUGCUCUGCAAAUUGUUGAUGAAAAAAUUGAUAAUAGUGGAAUUACAAUGAAGGCUUUGUGUAAGCUUCAAAUACAUAUUCGUGAGGAGAUCCGAAAGGAAAAGGCUGAAAAACAG